This is a messenger RNA of Cryptosporidium muris RN66, 2604 nucleotides long. Its product is annotated as zinc finger, C3HC4 type domain-containing protein. The record is from RefSeq and is a predicted model, not a curated record. The transcript has a single exon. Lineage: Eukaryota; Apicomplexa; Conoidasida; Eucoccidiorida; Cryptosporidiidae. Bases 1 to 2604 code for a protein of 867 amino acids.
AUGCAAAGUGGUGAAACAAAUAUAAUACUACCUUUUGUUGAGGAAAAUGAAGUACAUGAUCAAAACAAUCAAGUUAUAUCACUAAAAAAAAAAAUAUUUAGAUCCAUACUAAUAGUCUCAACUAUAAUUCCUGUUGUAAUAGAAAUAUACUUUCUUAUACCAAAUUUAAACCUUUUAUUCUCUAAUAAACAGUGGAUAUAUGUCCCAGGUUUCCAUAAUUUUGAUUGGAAUGGUUCCAUGAAGAAUGGUAUAAUUUUACUACUUUCAGAUCCACAGAAGAACAUUAUAAACUUAGGCGAGGAUCAUAAAGAAAUAGAUCACUUUAAAAAUAAUAUUCUAAGAGAUUUGAAUAGAAAAAAAAAAAAUACAGAAAUACUAAACUCACAGAAUCUAAUGGGUAAUAUUCUAUAUAAAAAUGGAAGUAACUUGUUAAAAGAUAAAGAGAGUAAUGAAUUUUACAUAAACAGUACUUCAAUAAUGAUUCAUAAAAAUAAUAAUAUUAGAGAAGCAAUUUCUGGUGAUAUUAACAAUUUAAAUUUAUCUUUUAGUAGUAAUAUAGCAAAUAAUGUGUCAAUAUUAAAGUUUUCAAAAUUAGAAUGUGAUUGUCCAUUAAUAAGUAGUUAUUACAGUGACUCAAAUAAUUAUUCUAAUCAAACUAACUCAGACAAAUAUAAAGGAAAUCAAUAUAUUCCAAUUAAAAGUAAUGAAGAAAUUCAGUUAGGGGAAACUGAACAAAUAUGGGGAUAUUCAAGCAUAGUACGAGUAAAAAGUAUGAAUAUGUUAAAUACACCAUAUAUAAAUAAUACAAAUUUUUUAGUGAACAAUAAAUUAUUGAAUGAUUCAACUCAGACUGUGAGUCUAUUUAUUGAUUCAAAGAAUUGGCUUGUUACUCCUAUUACUGAAAUGAUCUUGGCCUUUAUAUUAAUAUGUGUAAGAUGGCUGGGUGUACUUUGUAAAGUGAUUAUAGAGUUUCUAACCUCAAUUAAGGUGAGUAUAAGAGGAAAUUAUUUGAAGACAUCUAGUAUGUUUCCAUUAAUAUAUAUAGGAUUUGCUUCAGCAUCUAUUUUAAUCAUUGGUGUACAGGGUCAAAAUUGUAUAACUUGGUGGUUUUUAGGUAGUAAUCCUCUAUUUAUAAUAUAUUCUCAAUGGUUUUCUUGGAUCAUAUAUAGUAUAGGGAUUUUGCUUUCUGUGAUCCAUUGGCUAAUAUACAAGUACCUAAACGUGUUAGAUAAAUACAAGUAUAUAAUUGAUCUAUUAGCAAUAUUUAGUUAUACAUCAUUUGGACUUAAUCUAAUGAUAUCUUUAUGCCUCUGUAUAUUAGGUUUAUUGAAACCAUGGAUUAUUAUGAUUUGGGUUACAGCACUAUACAUGGAAAUAGAAAAGAAUCUUCAAAAAUUCAUACAUCGAGACACAACUUUAAACAUGAGAAAUAAUUUUGAUACUAGAAAUACUAUAUGGAGCUAUUUAUUAUUUAGACCUAAUUUUAAUACAACUAAUCACCAAAGAGGAACUUUAGAGCUAGUAGAUAAUAAUAAUAAUAAUAAUGAUAGAGAAAGAUUUAUAGUUAUUCCUGUGAGUUCCACUUAUUUUAGGAUUCAUGAAGUUAAUCCAAAUAGUUGUAUUAUAAAAUUACCAUUUUGGGGUAAUAAUAAUAUACAAAAGGAUUAUACUAUAAAAGUUGAGUGUAAAGAACAAAUUGAAGUAAACUCUUUUUGUUUUUCCAAUCACCCAAGAAUAAGUAUAGAAACACCCUUUGAAAAUAAAAAAAGUAAAGAUAAUCAAAUUGAGCAUUCUGAAACUAAUAUAACUACAAAAAAGAGUGGAGAUACUCAAAUAAAUUAUAAAAUUACAUCAAAUAUAUCAAUAAAUGAUAAUGAAAAUAAAUCUCACCCAAAUUUUGAACAUGAAAUUAAUGAAUUUGAGACACAAUCUGGAAAUUGUUACUGUUCAAUAUGCUUUUUAGAAUGUUCUACUACAAAUAUAUUUUCACCUUGUGGCCAUGGUUGUGUUUGCCUACAAUGUUUGGGAGAUUAUAUUGCUCAUUCAGUUAAAAUGAGGCAGCAUCCUACUUGUCAUAUAUGCAGAGAACGAAUUUCUAAAAUUCUACGAAUUAGUUCAGAUAUAGAAGAUGGAAUAAAAAAGAAAUCUAAAGAUUCUAAUCAUAUGAAUAAUAAUAAUAAUAAUAAAGAUACAAUUCCAACUGGCUCUUCCCAUUCACAAGUAUAUAAUGUAGAAGUAGUUGCAGAAGUUAGUUCAACUGAUUAUCAGCUAGUAUCAAACAGCAAUAGUGAAGUAAAUAAUUAUGGUAAUAAUAAUCUCGGUAAUUCGAAUAGAAGCCCUUUUUUACGAGUAUUGUGUAGUGACUCGAUUUUAUGCUAUCAUCCUGAAAUACGUCAGCUCCUACAUCUACAUAACAAUACAUUAUCAAAUAGAAACCCUCAAGCUUCUUCAAUUACAAGAAGGGCUGCUUCAGUAUCAGUAACUUCUAUGGAAAGGUUAAGGUGUAGAUCUGCAUCAAGAUCUAGGCAGCAAAGAUCUAGAAGUAAUUAUAGAUCUUAUAACAUAAGAAAUAUAUCAGUACCUCCAAUAGUCACAAACCAAUAA